GGCCCCUUUAAGUCCAUGACGCAACCCUACGUUGUCGUGCCUGACAAUAUUAGUUGAUUUCUAUCUGUUUUCUACCUGUUUCUACUUUAUUUCACGUUAUUUCUAUCUAUACUGAACUGAUGGACCUAAGUUAGUCUAUUAAAAUCAUUGGCCUUUUUUGCUGGUACGUGUUACUACGCUGACAUUUGAUAUCUAGGAACAAUCCAGGGGGUAGUCUCAUAUGAUUAAGGAUUAAAUUAAGUAUACGUAUCGAUAUAUUAUAAUAUCUGUACUCCUUACGGAUUUUAUGUAAUUUACAUACUACUGUUAAGGGAUAAAAAGUCAAUUUCUCAUAUACCUCAUGGAUAACAACUUGCCUCGAAUUCUGAUUGGAUUAAUAUUUUAUGCCUUUGGUAUAAAAUGGUGUUAUGAAUAUGCCAAGUAUUGGGUAUCACUGAGACCCAGAGAUAAUUCGCAUGUCACGAAAGGACUAAGACUCAUAGAAAAAUGUCAGAAACUUAUAAGUGGGCAUCCUGUGGAAGGUAGCUUAAAACUGAUAGCUACUGCUGUAGGAUUAGCGGGUACUGUGACCGGUGGUCUGGAAGAAGCGGGAGCCGUUUCUCCCAAAGUUGUGCUUGCUACAAUCUAUUUGUUCUUUGCAUUCUCUGGUCUAGUCGAUGUUCUCAAUUUUUAUUUCCCUCAUAAUGUAAGUGAAGGAUUAGUGAAAUUAGCUCUUGCUCAAAGUUUCUUCAUAGAAGGCUUUCUUUUCUCAUGGGGCAGUAUCGGAAGCAAUGCAUUGGUCGAUAGAAUUUUGACUUUCAUAGUAUGGACAACAUCUAUGGUUAUUAUUUUAGAACUUGUGUGGCCAGAACUGAAACUUUUAAGGGCAUGUAUGACCCUGCUCCAUGGUGGUUGGAUAGCACACGUUGUACGUGUAUACCACACAAUGCCAAUACUUCCAGAAGGUGUUGCUCUCAUAUUUUCUUGGCAUGUCGCUGCUGCUUCAGCAGUAACAUUGUGCAUAGUAGUAGCAACAAGAAGUUGUGCCCCUAAACUCAUAAUAGAAGAGCCACCAGAGAUACCUAUUUAUGAUUAUUGCCAGGAGCCAGACCAGAGAAUGUAGAAUCUCUCAGAUAGAUGUAGUAUAAUUUUGUGCCAAUAUAAAACUUCCAUAAUGUGCGCAAAAGUAAUAUUUUUAGAGUAGUAUACUUGUAGUGCUGUAGCAAUAAUCAAACGAACCAAUUGCAAUAUUGCACACA
Messenger RNA from Ceratina calcarata, 1238 nucleotides. Its product is annotated as transmembrane protein 45B-like. The transcript is spliced from 2 exons. The record is from RefSeq and is a predicted model, not a curated record. Lineage: Eukaryota; Metazoa; Arthropoda; Insecta; Hymenoptera; Apidae. The coding region runs from base 341 to 1102 and encodes 253 amino acids.